AGGAUACUUAGUGGGUGUAGGAGCAGGCAGAGCCAGCUAAAGCUGUAUUUGUGGUUUCGGCGCGAAUUUGUCUCCGCAGUUAAAAUGAUCAUUACGAAUAUAGAAGCUCCGCGACCUCAGAAAGUCAAGAUACUGAGACCGAGUGCUAAAACUUUAAAAAUCUUUGCAAUAAUUUCAAUCUUGCUGUUUGUUGUUAUAGUGGCGGUGCUGAUUGUGGUUAUGUUGAUCCUUUACUUCCCAGCCAAAUGUAUGGAUAACGAUGCUUGUAAAAGAUCUGAUCAUGCAGCAUGUGGUUGUGGACGUCAAAAAACAGUAACUGGCAGAAUUAUAGGUGGAAAAGGCACAAGGGAUGGCGAGUGGCCUUUUCAAACAAGUUUGCAGAUUUAUGGAAAUCACAUUUGUGGAGCAACCCUUGUGGCCUGUAGAUGGAUUCUGUCUGCUGCACAUUGCUUCAAGGGCAGGAAUAACACAGCGAUCUGGACUGCUGUUUUUGGCCUGCGUUUCCUGGAUCAGCCAAACAAACACGAAGUUCAGCGUCAAACAAUUAAGAAGAUAAUCAUUCAUCCUCAAAAGACAUCUUCUUCUUUUGAUUAUGAUGUUGCACUUUUGGAGCUGGCACAUCCAGUUCAAUAUACAAAUUUUGUCCAACCAGCUUGUCUGCCUGCAGCUACAGCAUCAUUCAUUUCUGGCAGGAGGUGCAUAAUUAUUGGGUGGGGUACAACAGAGGAAAACGGAUCACCUAGUAAUGAGCUUUUGCAGACUGAAGUGAAGGUUUUCAACAAUAGCCAGUGCCAAGAGGUCAUGCCAAGGAUAACUAAACAGAUGAUUUGUGCUGGGUUCUUUGAAGGUGGCAGAGAUGCAUGCCAGGGUGAUUCUGGAGGACCCUUGCUAUGUCAAGAUGAGAAUUCUCAGGCAUGGAUGGUAGCAGGAAUUGUUUCCUUUGGAGCAGGCUGUGGAAGACCUAAUCAACUUGGGGUCUAUGCAAGGACAACAGCCUUCCAGGAAUGGAUAGGAGAAGUAAUAAAUGGGUGAAGUGAUGCUGCCAGUCUGAGUCAUGGUGAUGCUAGAGAUGUCAUUAUUACUGCUGAUAAUAAUAAUAUGCACAGAUUUAUUGCAAUUGAUAAUAACAGUAAAUGGUUUACUAGUAAACCAUUUCAUAGCAUGAUGUAACUAUGCUGAAGUGUGGAUGGACAUAGCUGAAAACUUUCAAAGCUUUCUGUUGUUGAGACGUGAUUAUUGUUUCUCAUUUGAAAUGUAGGCAUUUCUUAAAGACAUCAUUAUUGUAUUCUGCAAUUAGUUUUUGAUUUUAAAUUAAUGUAACUACCUAAUAUUUGGACUGGAAUUUUCCAGCCCCUUACCGGUGGGAUCUUCCAGUCCCACUGAUGUGAAUGGAGAUUUCAAUGGCUGGCUGGCCCUGCCAUGCAGCGGGUGGCUGAAAUUCUGCCCUUAAGAUUCAAGUGACAGAAUAGUAUGCUGCCAAAACAAUGCUUUCUGCUUUGUUUUUUGCAUUUGCAAUAUGUUCUUAGACAAAUUAUUUAUAAUAAUCUGUUAAGUUUACUCUCACUGGAAUGCCUAAAUUUGGGUUUUAAAAUUAUUAGGCAUGUUGAGCCUGAAUAGUUUGCACCAAUUGCCUCUGGUGCCAAGUUAAUUACCCAUCAAGAAUAGUGGAAUUCUGUAUUUGACUGAAUAUUUUGAUGUGAAAUAUA
Messenger RNA from Carcharodon carcharias (great white shark), 1706 nucleotides. RefSeq names its product transmembrane protease serine 6-like. Gene Ontology annotation, molecular function: serine-type endopeptidase activity. The record is from RefSeq and is a predicted model, not a curated record. The coding region runs from base 85 to 1032 and encodes 315 amino acids. NCBI's taxonomy places the organism in Eukaryota, Metazoa, Chordata, Chondrichthyes, Lamniformes, Lamnidae. The transcript has 6 exons. Gene Ontology annotation, biological process: proteolysis.